Messenger RNA from Phragmites australis (common reed), 879 nucleotides. RefSeq names its product ADP-ribosylation factor 1. Lineage: Eukaryota; Viridiplantae; Streptophyta; Magnoliopsida; Poales; Poaceae. The coding region runs from base 1 to 546 and encodes 181 amino acids. Gene Ontology annotation, cellular component: cytoplasm. Gene Ontology annotation, biological process: intracellular protein transport; vesicle-mediated transport. Gene Ontology annotation, molecular function: GTPase activity; GTP binding. The transcript has 6 exons. The record is from RefSeq and is a predicted model, not a curated record.
AUGGGGCUCGCGUUCGGGAAGCUCUUCAGCCGGCUCUUCGCCAAGAAGGAGAUGCGGAUCCUCAUGGUCGGCCUCGACGCCACCGGAAAGACCACCAUCCUCUACAAGCUCAAGCUUGGCGAGAUCGUCACCACCAUCCCCACCAUCGGCUUCAAUGUUGAAACUGUUGAGUACAAGAACAUUAGCUUCACUGUCUGGGAUGUCGGGGGUCAGGACAAGAUCAGACCUCUCUGGAGGCAUUACUUCCAGAACACACAGGGUCUUAUCUUUGUUGUGGACAGCAAUGACCGCGACCGUGUUGUUGAGGCAAGAGAUGAGCUCCAUAGGAUGCUGAAUGAGGAUGAGCUACGUGAUGCUGUGUUGCUUGUUUUUGCCAACAAGCAAGAUCUUCCCAAUGCUAUGAAUGCUGCUGAGAUUACUGAUAAGCUUGGAUUACACUCCCUGCGCCAGCGACACUGGUACAUCCAGAGCACUUGUGCCACAACUGGUGAGGGUCUGUACGAGGGCCUGGACUGGCUAUCCAGCAACAUUGCUAGCAAGGCUUGAGGCCUGGGAUAUCAACUGCGAACUGACUAGGAGCUCCGGAUGUAUCAUGGAAACUUAGGACAUAAUCACCUUUUCAAUCUGUUAGGUGUCUUCUGCCGGGACAGAAUCGCCUUUUCGAUCUCACGAUCUGCGAUGCUUCACUGGUUACACAGAUGUCACUGUUAAAUGUUGUUCUACUCUUUGAUGUUCUUUAGACCUGUUCAUUUUGCACAAGGAGUUCGGAUAUCAUGUUACUUUGGGAAGUUACUAUGUAUUACCUGGUUAUUAUAUUCGCACAGGACCUCCAAUAUCGUGUUACAUCGUAUAUCGGAUACCAGGCAUUGCUUGUUUCUG